AUGGCUGCAGGAAUUGCAAUGGGAAUUGCAGUAGCAAGACAACAAGUAUUGCCUGCAGUCAGUGCAGUGAGAGUGGGAGUAAAUCUGAAUCGAAAAAGUGCUAAAUGGUCAAUCUUCAGUCAAUCGGCUUCCUCUUCCUAUUCUUCAUCUUCAUCGUCGGUGCCAAGAACACUCAUAUUAUAUUCCAAGCCUGGAUGCUGUUUGUGCGAUGGCCUCAAAGAAAAGCUUGAUGCUGCAUUCGCUCUUUCUGGCCCAAAUCCCCUCCAUGACGUCCAAUUACAGGUUUUACCUCAACUACAAUCCAUUUUUUGA
Fraxinus pennsylvanica is the source of this 312-nucleotide messenger RNA. NCBI's taxonomy places the organism in Eukaryota, Viridiplantae, Streptophyta, Magnoliopsida, Lamiales, Oleaceae. The record is from the annotation of a GenBank genome assembly.